This is a messenger RNA of Prorocentrum cordatum, 1067 nucleotides long. The record is from the annotation of a GenBank genome assembly. Lineage: Eukaryota; Dinophyceae; Prorocentrales; Prorocentraceae.
AUGCUGGCUCAUCUUGCCCAGGCCGCCGUGUUGGGGGUGGCCAACCUGGGCGGCGCGUGGCUGGGGAAGUGCCAGCCCCCGCCGUGCCCGGCAGCACCUCCGUGCCCAGCGGCGGCGGCCUGCCAGUGCCCGCCGGCGCCAGCUCUCACUUGCCCGCAGGUGAGCGUCACCUGCCCGGCAGCGGCGGCUGCGGAGGCCCUCACCUGCCCGGCGGUGCCGCCAGCGCCGCCGUGUCCGCCGGCCCCCGCGUGCCCUCCGUGCGACGGGGCGAGCGCGGGCGCGCCUGAGGCGGAGGGCCGGCACGAGUGCUGGCCCGAGACGCGUGUGGCGCUGAGCUUCGUGUGCGUGCUCGGCGGGCUGGCGGUCCUGGUCGGGUUCGUGCUGGGAACCUGCCUGGUGAACUACGGGGACCCCGAGUGGCACUGGCGGAUAGUGCUCGCAGGUCUGGUGUCCUCGGACUCCCGGGCCCUGAUAUUGACGCCGGAUGGUGACAUGUACAUCGAGGACUUCAAUGAGGCCGUGGCAGUGCGGUGGCUGGGGCCCAACAGUGAGGUCCCUGAAGGGAUCCCUCGGCAGCUGAUCUACCACUUCGGCGAGUUCCCGUCGGCGGCCACCCUCCGCCGGCUCAUGCAGGAGAGCGCCUACACCGCCGGCCUGGAGGACCAGCGGCGCGGGUUCGGCGUGGCCGUCUGGGGCGCUGUGGGGGCCGCGGAUGCUGCAGCGGGAGGGGCGGCCGCCGGCCCUGGCGGUGGCGCCGGCCGCGUAGCGGCGGGAGCUCCCGCCUUCGUGCCGGCGCAGCCGCCGGCGCCGGGGGCCCCCGGCGGCGGGGAGGACGAUGGCCCAGGUCCGGCAGCCCUCCAGGGGCGGAUGGGCGUGGGCCAGGACUUCAGGCCUCCCGCGCGGCCGACCGCACAGCCGGUGUCCGUCCACACGGUCCGCUGGGUGGCCGCCGAGAGCGUCGAGUACCCUGGCGGGGGCGUGAUCCGCGGAGACGACGUGGCCUUCCACGGCUCCGAGCUCGUGGCCGGCCGCAAGGGGGUGAUCGUGCUGAUGGGCGAGUCCGUGCU